Molecule: messenger RNA, 594 nt
Organism: Funneliformis geosporum
Lineage: Eukaryota; Fungi; Glomeromycota; Glomeromycetes; Glomerales; Glomeraceae
Source: the annotation of a GenBank genome assembly
GAAUAUUUGGAGGCAGUUGACUGCACCCGAUGGAAUUUACUUGGAGCACUUCGAUAUGUAUCAAGCAAAACCGAAUUUACGAGCAAAAGUAGAGCAGAAGAUGAUAAUUUAUUAAAACCAGCACAAAAUAAGGCUCGACAGCUUUCCCAAGAGUUAGACAUAAGCGAACCGGCAAUCAAAGAAUUUCUCGAUAGCCAAGAUUUAAAAUUAACCAAUGAUAAUGUCGAGCAUGGUCAUAAUAUUUUUAAAGAGAGAAGAAAUAACAAAUUGCUGAUUCAAUUUCAUGAAAGAAUGCAACAAGAUUAUGCUACCCUUUACGAACAAAGUAGAUUUUGCGACGUAACCGUUAAGAUCAGCGAUCAAACAUUCAUGGCACAUUAUUUAAUCCUAUAUACAAGAUCUUCUUUUUUUCGUAAUGCCUUAUCAAAAAGCGUAGGUCAAUGCGAGAUUAUGAUUCCUAACAUCACUCCUAAGGCGUUCGAAGGGUUACUAAAGUACAUUUAUUGUGGAACCAUCGUUUCAUUGGCCGACUCCGAGGUAUUCGAUUUUUUAUACGCGGCGAUCAAACUUGAGUUAGAUGAAAUUGUAAUUUGA